AUGCAUAGGGCGGACUAUGGCAACUCAGGAAGCCAGUCAGAGGAGAGCAAUGCUUUGGAUUUGCCAUCAGCUUAUGAUGUAAGGGAUUCAGUGUUGCAGAGACCCAGCCAGGAGGCCAACAGUGAGGCUUUUAGCUCUGAGGAAUCCCUUUCUAUUCCUUGCUCUUCUGAUGUGGAUCCAGCCGUUCUUGGUGAAGUUCAGGAAGUAUCUGCAAUUUCAGCUGAAGCUUUUGAAUCUCAUUUUUAA
Molecule: messenger RNA, 246 nt
Organism: Balaenoptera musculus (blue whale)
Lineage: Eukaryota; Metazoa; Chordata; Mammalia; Artiodactyla; Balaenopteridae
Product: shieldin complex subunit 1-like
Exons: 3
Coding region: 1-246 (81 amino acids)
Biological process (GO): positive regulation of double-strand break repair via nonhomologous end joining; negative regulation of double-strand break repair via homologous recombination; positive regulation of isotype switching
Cellular component (GO): site of double-strand break
Source: RefSeq, a predicted model, not a curated record